This is a messenger RNA of Rhinocladiella mackenziei CBS 650.93, 1863 nucleotides long. RefSeq lists its product as uncharacterized. The transcript has a single exon. The coding region runs from base 1 to 1863 and encodes 620 amino acids. The record is from RefSeq and is a predicted model, not a curated record. Gene Ontology annotation, molecular function: protein binding. NCBI's taxonomy places the organism in Eukaryota, Fungi, Ascomycota, Eurotiomycetes, Chaetothyriales, Herpotrichiellaceae.
AUGGCCGUCUCGAUCGAUGCUCCACAAUGGAUUGCUUCAAGAUGGAUAUCAUUCCUUAUGGGUACAGUUUGCGGCGUCGGAAUCGCUCUGAUUACUACAUCACAUGCCAACUGGACAACGGCCAAGAUAUUCGCCGUUGAACGAAAUGAGAUCCCAAUGUCAACAACAUCCCAGCCCACAGCUACUCCACAAGUGCGUAUCACGACCCUAGAGGAGGAGACGAGCAGUGAAGAACGCGCCCACGAAAGCGACCGUGGAUCCAACGAGCAGACGAAUCAUCUCGUAUCAAGUAGGCCCCAAACACCCGCAGAGACCGAUGUCGAGGCAGCGAGUGUGCAAUUGGAUGAUCUUCACGACCUCGAAGACUACUUGUACCAACCGAAACCCCACGUUACCGACGACACGCGGCGGCCGAAACAUGAAAAAGAGUCUAGUUUACCCAACUAUACCUCCCGGUGUACCACGGGUUCUGGAUCUAAACUGGAACCCCUUCUCAAAACAAUCCACAGACUCUUUAACCAGCUGGAGAACAUACCCUGCCAUUGUCCCUACGACUUGUCUGACGAAGGCUUGUUGCUCGCUUAUGAAGAGGGCGAGUCCAUUCGCGAGGAUCUGGAGAAAGCCGCUUUGCGCUUCGCCAUUAGACAAGGCUGCUCCGAGAUCGCAUCUCGCUAUGUCACAACGAAGGGCAGCCGAGACUGGGAUAUCCUAAAGCUGGCAAUUGCGUGCGGGCGGGUGGACGUGACAAGAACGUUUCUUGCUUCAUCGAAACUAGAUGACCACGUCAAGCACUGCGGUUUUGAAGAAGCCGCCCACCAAGGCCAGCUGGAAAUCAUGGAUCUCUUCAUGUUGGACGCUGCGGUCGACAUAAACGGCUGCGGUGAAACGAAUCCCUUGAAAGCUGCCGCCGCCGCGGGAAGAGUCGAUGCAGUGAGAAAGCUGAUUCGGGCUGGUGCUAACCUUGAGGCUCGAGGAAAGAUUUCCAUGAGCGAUCGGCUCAAACCGCUAGAUCUGACGCCUCUCGUCACAGCCGUGGCGUACGACCAGUUUGAGGCGGUGGUAACGCUGCUUGAGGCCGGAGCAAUGAUCGAGGAUGAACUGGAGCCCAAAAGAGCACCCCUGAAUAUAGCGACGGGGGCCGGCCUUCCGAGAAUGGUGGCAUUAUUGCUCCGGUUCGGAGCCAAACCUGGUACGCCGAGAUCACCUUACACAUGGGAGGAUAUCCUGGCGCUAGCCGUUAAAAUGGGACAUGGGGAGCUGGCGAGUAGAGCUCUCAGUGAGGGUGCCGACAUCAAUAUGGCGGUGGCGAGGUUUGGAACAUUACUCAAGCGCGCGGCCAUACAAGGCGACGAGCAGAUGAUCAGGCUCCUUAUCCAUCAUGGUGCCGAUGUCAACGAUUUCGGGUCCAUCUACGAAUGGGGUGGCAACUGUGCUCUCCUCGCAGCGGCCUCUUGCGGGAUCCUGAAUGUCUUUCUGCUUCUGCUUCGCCACGGCGCGUUGAUGGAGAAUGCCAAUGGCAUCUUUGGCAAUCUAAUGCAGACGGUGGCUCACUUGGGGCAUGCCGAUAUUAUGCAGGCCAUUUUCGAGAACAACCGGGAGAUCGACGUGGGUGACACAGGCUGUUCGCGGAUUCCUCUGAGUCCUUUCUGUGUGGCGAUACAUUAUCAUCUCCAAGUGCGGUGCGGAAUGGCUAAAGCUGUCCCAGGAGGAAAUCACCUUCAAGUAAUGCUCCUGCUGUUUGACCACGGGGCAAGGUUGACAGAUCAAGAUCUCACUGCCUUGCGUCGCAUUUUCUCGGACUUUGCUACUCAAAAGGAACUAGACCAACUACUGAAGCCGUUCCUUUUCCAUCAAGAAAUAUAA